GUGAUGCCGCAUUGUGCUUCCAACUAAGAUCUUUACAUUUGUUUAUGAAGUGCAUCUGCCUGUCUAUGCAAUACGUAAGUGCUCCCAAAAACUGAGAAUAUAGUCUUUUUCCUUGGAUCAGUUAAAAAUUAAGUUUUGCUUGAGAAGAUAUAAUUUAUUCUCAAGCUUUUAUCCCCCCAACAUCAUAAAGUUUAUUAAAUAAGGUACUUAGACUUAUACAGGCAUUGUUUUAAAGAAUGAAACGAUAGUUUGAUUUUUCCGGUUAUAUCCAAAUUUCAAAUGGAAUCAUUGGAUCUGAACUUCGAGGACCAAUUGUGCAUUUGGCUACAUAUUAGCAAAAGGAAUUGUGGUGUUUGACAAAAAGGCAGUAACAAUGAAAUGAUAUUUUCUUAGCUCGUUGUCUCGGCAAUACCUUGAUUUUGUCGCGUCCUCCGCCACUGGACAGAAGUAUGGGCAGCUGUUAGUGUGUGUGUUUUUGCAAGGUUGCUGCGGUCAAAGUUAAAGUCAACAUAAACUCUCUCCGAUUCGCCACCAAUCGAGAAAUUUCAAUAUUCGACACUUGCCAAUCACACCGGUAGGGGAAACCUAAAUCAAGAAACCCGCAGCAAGGAGACGACGAUGGGCAACUUCGGGAGCAGAGGCGGCGCUGCUCCUCCACCGCCACCGCCGCCCGCUCUUCAAGCCCAUCUACAGGGGGUGCGCCCUCCGUACCACCACCGGUACCCCGAUUGGCCCUCGGGCACCGCUCUGGUGCCGCCGUCUUUGGGGGUGCCAGCGUCGGUGGAGCGGCACAAGACCGUCGCGGUUCUCGCAGGUGUCAACAUUAAGGGGGACUCCCUACGACUGGAGCCCGAUGAUGAUGGCCGUGGCCUCCUACUCGCCUUCUCCUUCGACGCCGACGCCCCCGGAAGCAUAACUGUCUACUUCUUUGCACACAAAGAUGAAGAGCUUAUCUUGAAGGCUACAAAGGAAAACUUGCUCAAACCUGUGACAACAGCUUUCAACAAAGGUCAUAAUCAGGAGUUCAAGCAACCACGUGCAACAGGAAUCGAUGUCUCUCAGUUUGAGGAAUCUGAGCUAACUAAGGUUGGUGAAGGUGGUAUAUUCCCAGUGGCAUUCAAAGUGGACGUGGCUGUAUCAAACAACCAAGAAUUAGAAGGGGCACAUGACGAUGUGGCAUCGAAGUGUCUGGUUAGUUCAACUUCGCCAUGCCGGCACCGUCCCACCUGUACCUGCAGCUCGAGUCGUUCAAGAAGGUGCUCGCCAGGAUCGCGCCAGGAGACGCUGCCGCGAAGAGCCUCGGCGACUCCCUUGUGGUGAUGGACGAGAUCGGCAGCAACGACUACAACUUCUGGUUCUUCAAGCCCGGUAAUCCCAGGGAGACGCCGAACCAGUACAUGCUGAUCGUGGUCGGCCACAUCGGCGCCGCCGUGCAGGAGGUGAUCAGCCUCGGCGCCAAGGCG
Panicum hallii is the source of this 1463-nucleotide messenger RNA. RefSeq names its product sinapine esterase-like. Gene Ontology annotation, molecular function: ubiquitin protein ligase activity; hydrolase activity, acting on ester bonds. The transcript is spliced from 3 exons. Gene Ontology annotation, biological process: protein ubiquitination. The record is from RefSeq and is a predicted model, not a curated record. Bases 619 to 1320 code for a protein of 233 amino acids. Lineage: Eukaryota; Viridiplantae; Streptophyta; Magnoliopsida; Poales; Poaceae.